UAUAAAAGACUCCGCGACCUUAAAUCGUUGCAGUUGGAAGGCUGAAUGCGACGAGGUCGGUCUUUGCCGCGAUUUAAAAAAUCAAAGUGUCAAAAUUCGAGAUGCGCGCGUUUUUGAUAGCGGUCUGUUGUUUGGUGGCAGUGAGGGCGGAUACGCUGCCGUCCUUCAUCCACCCCUGCUCAGCAUCAGACCCGAACCUGAACAGCUGCAUCGAGAAGUCCAUCGCCCUGGCAGGCCCAACGUUCGCCCAGGGCAUCCCAGCGCUGGGCAUAGCUACACUAGACCCCGUGCAGCUGGGGACGGUGCUGGUGAAUAACCCCAGCUUAAAGAUCACAUUUACGGAGACGGUUGUGACUGGAUUGAGCGGGUUCAGAGUUAACUCAUUCAAGAUGCACCCUGAUGCGGGCAGGGCGGUCUUCGACUUCACAGCCAACGUGACGCUGAAGGCGCACUACGACAUGAAUGGACAGGUGUUAAUCCUGCCUAUCAAGGGCAACGGGCAAGCCAAGAUUAAAAUCACGAACCUAAACAUCGUGAUCAAAUACGACUACGAGACCAAGGAGGGCCACUGGGUGGUCACCGGCUACAAGGACACGUACAAGAUGGACCGUGCCCAGUUCAAGUUCACUAAUCUCUUCGGGGGAAACAAACAGCUAGCGGACACAACAAACAGGUUCACGAACGAGAACUGGAGCCUCAUAAUGCAGGAGAUCGCACCGCCCGCCAUCACGGAGAUCAUCAGGAAAUGUAUCGACGAAGUCAAGAAACUCUUCGCUACUAUUCCGGCUGCCGAGCUGCUGAAAGCGUGAACGGAGACACGAUCCACCGCGUGAUCAACGAGCACUGGGAGGCUGUCAUCCGCGACUUCGCCACCGUUAGCUUCGACCACAUCAUUCGCGCCUGCGUCAACGAGUCCAAGAAACUCUUUGCGGCUGUUCCAGCUGACAAACUUUUACUACCCUAAAUCCCUUCAUACAAAUAAUUCUAAAUUUAAAACCUCGUUAAGUAUCGUUCUUUGGCGUUAUUUAGAUCCCUGGGACUGGAGGGGUCACGCAAAUGUCUCUUGCGCGUGCAAGCUAUGUCCGUGAACAGUAUGUUCAACUAUAGCCUGUCAAACAGCUUUGUCAGUAGAAAAAGGCGCGAAAUUCAAUUUUUCUAUGGGACGAUAACCCUUCGCGCCUACAUUUUUUAACUUUGCUGCUUUUUUUACUGACGGAAAUAGCUUGAUAGACUAUGCAUGCACUAUUAGUUGCUGGCGUGUGCCGGUAUAUCUGCAAGUAACUGGCGCGAAUUGCGCAAGUAGCAUGCGCAAGCUCUUUUUAGUAAGCAUUUUGUUGCUCCAAUCACGCUGAUGCAAAAAUCUGUUCGGUUGUAUUACUGACGAACUUGUAUUACUUUGAUCACUCGACUAACCCUCAUCUUAAUAUCCACAUAAUGUCCCCAGUUGGACGAAGAAAUAGUAUGCGUGCGUGCGUAAAUGAGUCCAAGAAAGUUUUUGAUACAGCCACCCAGCUGACAAUUUUUUUCUGCCUUGAUCACUCCAAAGAGAUUGGCAUAAAAUCAACAAAUUUUUGAUCACGCAUACCUAUAUCUCUUGAUUCUUAAAUAUGGUCCGCGCAAAUGCAAGAGCUAUUAGACUACUUGGUAAAGCAAAGACGUUUUCCAGAUAGCAGAAGCUGCUAAAGCUGCAAUUACAAACUGUGGAAGUGUCACCAUAAUAUUCAAAUUUCUUUGUCGAAUAUGUCGUUUAUAUUGGCACCACCACACUUUGCACGGUAGUCAGCUUUAGUGAAAGCUUAAGAUGGACUCUAGGAGCCCGCUCAGAUAUUUAGCUUAGUAUCUCCCUAUGGCAUGGCCUCUCCAAUGAGUGACAGUAUAGGGCGCAAAUUAAAUUAUAUUAAUUUAAUUUAUAUUUUUACAUUUAAAAUACAUGAAAGUUAUACUAAUUUUAUCUACUUAAGCUACAUUUGUAUGAGAAGAAAAAAAUAGUUGUAGUACGAGAAUGUACGUGCAUUGCAAUCUAACCCUUAUACCACUAAAAUAAAGUCUGCCUCACCUGUCUGUCUAACCCUUAUACCACUAAAAUAAAAAAUUAAAAAAGAAUCAGGGCGCUGCCCACAGCAGGUAGGUGUGACAGAGAGCACACUACGUAUUCGCAUACAUCGUGUUUGACUCAACUAUAGUGGAAAAUUCUCUUAAAUUAGACUGAUCACAUAAAUCCACUCAAUCUGUUUUGAACUUUUUCCCUUAAAACUUAGAGUACACAUUAACUUGUUGUUGCUUGAGUUUAUUUAGGUGUGUGGCUUUAGUUUAGAUUAGACUACUUACUUUGGAUACAAGGUAUAUUGGGAUAACUUAAGACGAAAGUGGAGGACCCUUUUCAUACAAAUUGAGUCCUCAUUUUCCUCUCUCGAUAUUAACAUAAUUGAAAAUAUUUUGACACAAAUAGUUGUAUAUCAACUACUCACUACUACACGUUAGAUUUUUUUGAAUUUUUAAUUAUUUAUUAUAAAAGUUAAAAAAAUUGUAUAAAAUCUGUUUUUACAAAUCAGGAGCUGUGGUUGAUAUAUAUCAAAUUAUGUAAAAAUAUUUUCCAUACCGUCAACAUCCAGAUAGGAAAAUGGGGACUAUGUUUGCGUGGGGUUUAUGUAACGAUGAUUGCUUCCCAUCAGGCGGCGGGUCUGCUCGUUUGUUGCCUAUGAAAUAUGGAGAAGUGGCCAUCCUCUUUCCUCUUAAAAGGGUAAUUUCGAAAAUUGCAUCUAUGAGAGCAUUUUUUUCUUGUUUUUCUACUGUAGCAACAGUAAGCAAAGUUUAUGCCUUGUUAAGUGUUGCAAUAUUGUAAGUGUCGCCCAAAGUAUGUAGUGCUUCUGGUUUAGUAGAUUAUAGUGAUUUUCAAAAUUACCCCGCUUUGGAAGUUACCCCGAUGUACCUUAGUUUGAGGCCUUUGCUGAAGGGCAAGCAGACAAAGAGUACAAAAGAUGGGAGAUAAUGUGGAACUGUUCUUUGCUCUGUAAAUAAAGGCUAUUUUAUUUUUAUUUAUUACCUUAGUUUGGUUUAACAAUGUUAAGAUGAACUUUGAACUUUGGGUUUAUUGUGAUAUUUAAUGUAGUCUGGCUUUAAGUAUUGAUUAAUAUGUAUUCAAAAUAAAUGUUUUAAGAUGUAAAAAA
Messenger RNA from Cydia pomonella (codling moth), 3167 nucleotides. Its product is annotated as protein takeout-like. The coding region runs from base 102 to 809 and encodes 235 amino acids. Lineage: Eukaryota; Metazoa; Arthropoda; Insecta; Lepidoptera; Tortricidae. The record is from RefSeq and is a predicted model, not a curated record. The transcript is spliced from 6 exons.